Messenger RNA from Hydra vulgaris (swiftwater hydra), 977 nucleotides. RefSeq lists its product as uncharacterized. The record is from RefSeq and is a predicted model, not a curated record. NCBI's taxonomy places the organism in Eukaryota, Metazoa, Cnidaria, Hydrozoa, Anthoathecata, Hydridae.
UUAACUUAAUAAAAAAAUUUAAUGAGUGUGGAAAAAGAAAAAAGUUCUUUCUUACUAAAUAUAAACAUUUUUUGGAUCAAAAUCAACAAUGCAAAUAUCUCUUAUUAGAAAAAGAUUCUGAAAAAGAGAUUAGAACACAUGAGGAAGAACUGCUAUUAAUUAGAAAAGGUGAAAAUCUGAUUAAACAGGGUAAUCAACUCAUCAAGCAGGGUGAGCGUAAAAUAAAAGAAGGGGAAUUACUGCUUCGUACUCAUGGAUCCAAUGUAAACAGUGUACCAUGUAGAGUGCCUAAAUCAUCUGCAGUCAAUACAUCUUGUACACCAAAACCUAGAAAGUCUUUUAUUAAGCUUACAAACAGGAUGAAGCGUAAAAGAACAGAUAGUCUUCGAGAACGAGAGGUGGAAGAACUGCAACAUGCUGUCAAAAGGUUUAAAUCUAAUUCUUCUACUGAUGGUAGGGCUAUUUUAUAUGGUUCAAAUUUGUCAUUGCAAGCUCUUUGUAAUUUGAAACUUACAGAUAGAACAUGGACUGAAUUUAAAAAUAUAGUGACUCAUAAUCGUCAUCUUGUUCCUCCAGGUUUAACCAAGUUGAAGCAAUACAAAAAAUUGACAUAUCCAGAACACGUUGAAUAUUCUGAAACCGAAGUAAAAUGUAGUCUUUUCCAUAUGAUAAAGCAUUCAGUUUCUAGAGUGUUUGAAUAUCUUUUGGAUUAUGAAAGUAACUGCAUAAUGAGUUUAUCACAAGAAGAGCGUGAUAAUGUACAAAUUAUUUGCAAAGUAGGAGGUGAUGGUCAAAGUGAUCAAUCGGAGUUUCAAAAUUCAGCAACUAUGAAAAGAGGUGUAGAUGAUCGCUCUGUGUAUAGUAUAGUGUUUGUACUGCUGGAGAUCCGAAGUGGAGAAAAAAUAAUAUGGAAAAAUUUAAUUAUAAAUAGAUGCAACCCGUCAUCUUCUUUUUUGUUUUGCAAAAGAGACUGCUAG